CUCGGACCUAGUUCGCGACGACAUGGCCAAACGUACCAAGAAAGUCGGGAUCGUCGGUAAAUACGGGACGCGCUAUGGGGCCUCCCUCCGGAAAAUGGUGAAGAAAAUUGAAAUCAGCCAGCACGCCAAGUACACUUGCUCUUUCUGUGGCAAAACCAAGAUGAAGAGAUGAGCUGUGGGGAUCUGGCACUGUGGUUCCUGCAUGAAGACAGUGGCCGGCGGUGCCUGGACAUACAAUACCACUUCCGCUGUCACGGUAAAGUCCGCCAUCAGAAGACUGAAGGAGUUGAAAGACCAGUAGACGCUCUUCUACUCUUUGAGACAUCACUGGCCUAUAAUAAAUGGGUUAAUUUAUGUAAAAAAA
Macaca mulatta (Rhesus monkey) is the source of this 364-nucleotide messenger RNA. Its product is annotated as ribosomal protein L37a. Lineage: Eukaryota; Metazoa; Chordata; Mammalia; Primates; Cercopithecidae. The record is from RefSeq and is marked provisional. Gene Ontology annotation, biological process: translation. Gene Ontology annotation, cellular component: cytosolic large ribosomal subunit; ribosome. Gene Ontology annotation, molecular function: large ribosomal subunit rRNA binding; structural constituent of ribosome.